Molecule: messenger RNA, 1919 nt
Organism: Austrofundulus limnaeus
Lineage: Eukaryota; Metazoa; Chordata; Actinopteri; Cyprinodontiformes; Rivulidae
Gene: cavin4b
Product: caveolae associated protein 4b
Exons: 2
Coding region: 408-1310 (300 amino acids)
Biological process (GO): regulation of gene expression
Cellular component (GO): cytoplasm; caveola
Source: RefSeq, a predicted model, not a curated record
AAAGAACCGGUUCAAACAAAGACGAUCCUGCAGGAACUUCCUGACUUUGUUUCUUGUUGCUGGUGAAUCUUCAGCUGAGUUAUCGACACAUUGGUUGAAUAUCUGAGACCCUCAUUGAUCUCCUCGCUGCUCCUUCAGCUCAGGUUUCUUUAGCCCGUCCAUGGUCCCCUCCUCCCUCUGUGUUCCUGUCCUCCCUGCCUCCCUCGUCCAGCUGGGUGGAGUCUAUCACUUGAUCUGGACGGUUUCAGGGUCAACCUGCAGUUGGGCAGAGCUGAUCCAGUUCUCCUCCAUCGUUUGAACCCUGAUCUGAUGUUCUCCACUUGUUGCRGCAGAACUUGCCUUCAGCUCUUCUUUUUGAUUUGGAUCUCUGGACUCCAGCCUCUGAGGGACCGGGCCGACCAGCAGGUAUGACAGAUAAGCCGGGCAUGCCCACAGGAGGCGGGGACGAUGCCGGCGGCAUCAUGGCCCUGCUGGAGCGCGUGGCGGGCCUCAUGGACAGCGUCCAGGCCACCCAGCAGCGCAUGGAGGAGCGACAGCUGGAGCUGGAGAACACGGUGAAAACCAUCCAGGCCGACGUGGUCAAGCUGACCAACGAGCACGCCAACACCAGCUCCACUGUGGACCGGCUGCUGGAGAAGACCCGCAAGGUCAGCCGCCACAUCAAGGACGUCAGGGUCCGCGUGGAGAACCAGAACAUCAGGGUCAAGAAGGUGGAGGCCACACAGGGCGACCUGCUGGCCAAGAACAAGUUCAGAGUGGUGAUUUACCAGGGCGAACAGGAAGUUAAAGCUGUCGCACCAGGAAACGAGCCGGCAGAGUCCAGUUCUGGAGCCACAGCCAGACCUGAAGUGGAACCAGACAAGUUCGACUUCCCUCCGGAGUCGGACGAGGAGUACGUGGUGGUGGAGGAGGCGGACUCCUCGUCGGUGGGCCGGAUGAAGAAGACCGGACUGACCCGCAUUGAGAGCUUCAAGGCCACCUUCUCCAAGGAGAACAUGAGCAAGACCCGAGAGAACCUGGGCACCAAGGUCAACAAGCUGGGGGAGAGGAUCGUGACGGCCGAGAGGCGCGAGAAGAUCCGUCAGUCUGGAGAGAAGCUGAAGGAGACCUUCAAAACUGUCCCGGCAAAGCUGAACCUGAAGAAGGAGAGGACUGUGGCCGAGGGGCAGGAGGGAGCUGAGGGGGCCGCAGAGGCAGCACUUCCUGUCCCGCCUCCUAAAGGCCGUAAAGGCAGCCCUCGUGCUGCCGCUGCAGCUGCUGAUGAAGCUGAGGCUGAGGUACCGAUGUACGACAUGAAACAGCUGUCCUAAUCCAGGUGUGGACCUGAGAGACGAGAGCAGGAGUGUGAAGGUGUCUGCUAACGAGCAGACCUGUGGGGACAAGGAAGUGAAGAAAGAGCAGGACCAUCACUGGUCCAGUCUGACUCAGCAUCAACACAAUCAUCCAGCAGAUUCUUCUAAACUGGGUUUGUUUGGUUCUGGACAUGUUUUUUUUGGUUUGAUGUUGGGCAGAACUGCUUCAGAACUUCAGGCUGUUCAGGUGUUUGCAUGUUGAUGAGGUUGAAAUGUUUGAAGAUAAAGAUGAAGCUGAAGAUGGACGGUCCGUUUGGUUCUGUCACGUGUGAAAAAGGAACGUUUGGUUGGAUAAACCAGAAAUACCAGUCAGAACAGAUGUGUCUGCACUGGUUCUGAUGUGUGAGUCUGUUCAGACCAGAAGCAGAACUGUCUACAGUCCUGGAUCAGGUCUCAGAGACUGUCUGGGCUCAGUGUUCCCACGGUAUGGUCCCAGGUUUAGGUCUCACCCCUUCAUGUAAACAAAUGGGACUUUAUUAAAAAUUAAUAUUUUGUGUUUAUUGUGCAGUCAUUUUCUGACUCCUUCAACUAACAGACACUUAAUAAUGAAUAAAACAUAAAAAUCUA